Messenger RNA from Desarmillaria tabescens, 705 nucleotides. RefSeq lists its product as uncharacterized. NCBI's taxonomy places the organism in Eukaryota, Fungi, Basidiomycota, Agaricomycetes, Agaricales, Physalacriaceae. The record is from RefSeq and is a predicted model, not a curated record. The transcript is spliced from 5 exons. The coding region runs from base 1 to 705 and encodes 234 amino acids.
AUGAUCUCAGCGCUGGAACCAGAACUCGCUCUACGGCAAGCUAUCAAGGCGAAGCAAGUUAUCACCUACACAAGCAGUGAUGGUCCUCGUUCAUCGUUAUCAUCUGCAGCACACCUUGUCAUUCCUCUGUAUACAUUUGCAAAACUACACAAGAUAGACACCAGAGAACGGGCUGAAUAUUGGUUUCGUGAGUGUUACAGCAAGGAAAAAGUGGUGGUUUGGCUGAAAGGAAAGGGCUCUGAGUCUGACAUGAUUUUGCGCGCUGCAGCCACAAGGAAUGCCAUCAUCCGUCCAGAAGGCUUGAUCCAUCCACCGGAAGUGUUCUACGUCACGGGUAAAAAGCAGUGGGACUUUCUCGACACUGACGAUCUCCUGAAAGCGCAUCAAACUGAGUCAAAGAAGCUGAAUGUUUGUGGCAUUCUCACUAAGGCUAUCGGAUUCCCACAGAAGAGUGCCCAAUUUGACGACCUCCUGCUUUUUCGACCCGCAGUUGACACAUUAGAAGGAUUAGAGACUAAGAUUCGCGGACAUCAUGAACGGAUUUCGCCAUAUAUGCAAAAGGCCGUGUUUGUACAAAAACGAGCAGGUCGCAAGUUCGGUCUACAUUCUAACAGCUGUCAGGAGCGUUUAUUGCGGUUCAUGCUGGGGAUAGCUCGAAUCCUUGUUUCUGGAUUUGGAAAGGUGAUAUUAUAUGCCGUCUCGUAA